GAACCAAGGCUUACAGGGGACUAUGCAGUUCUACAUCAAACUGUAUAAAAACUCUCAUUAUGCAUUUGCCUGUGUUGUUGCAGGCCUAAAUCUUUAUUAUUGGUAUAGAAUAUGCACAUAGCUGCACGUGCACGCGUGAGGAAACGAGGAUACCCAGCUGCCGCUGCUGCAAGAAAGAGAGAGGGGACUCUGCCGUGCUUUCAUCAAUAUAAUCACCAUCCUAAGUACUAGCUCUUAACAUUUUGUUUUUCGGUGUUCAGGCGAGAAGUGACAAGAAUAUAGACCCCUCCUCUGCAGGGCGGAGCGUGCAUUUUCAUUUCGUAUUUUGUAUAUUUUUUUUUUCCUUUUUUUUUCUACCCCUGUUCCUUGCUCUGACACGUCUGCACUGAGUGAGUGGCAUUGGCACACUGUCAAUCGCUCACUACCGCUGCCAUCAAACAACAUAAAACACACACAGGCAGAGGCUGGAGCUCAUAAAUUUCAGCAGGGGCAAGAUAUUUUUUGCGCAUCGCCUUUAUAUACAGCGCUGUGUCCUAAUUAAUUUCUUCUCGUGGUUGAUUUUUUUUUUUUUUUUUUUAAACAGAAAUCUCCCAACUUUUUUUUGUACAUUUCAUAUUUUUUUUAUAGUCACAUUUGGACACCUUACGCCGCAGAUUGUGUAUUAAUUUUUUCUUUCUUUUUACAAAAAAAGAAUACUGUCAGUUGUCGCGGGAACCAUUUCUGCACAUUUAUAGUUGGCAACACCUGCAAGCUUUUUUUUUUAUUUGUUUACACGCUUCUACAUUGGAUAUUUUUUGUUGCCGUUGCUUCACUCGGACGAUUUGGACAUUUUGGAGAAGGAAUGCGCCGGGAAUCCCAUGAAGAGCGCUAAUAAAUGAGAGAUCACCAAGGAGCGUUUCUGUCUACACCAGCCGUCAAAUCCCAGAGAAAAGACAGAUUGGCAUGAGGAUCAGUGCGGGAUACGAUGGACCGUCAAUUUUGACAAAGAAGUGUUAAGAAGAAGAAGCAAGAUUUAUGCAUUUUUCUACAAACACAGUCACGCGUUUUGGCACUUUGGACCGCGCGUAAAAAAGCGAGAGGACAGCGAGAACUUGGGACAUAAGAUUUACGCUAAAACAUUUUCACAUCACUGCUAUAGGCUUCUUCUUUUUUUAAACGUGUGUGCUCUGUGUCGCUGAAGAAUCACAGCCGUGCAUCCCUCUUGUCUGCGGCACAUGCUAUAACCGAUUUCGUAUAUGAGUUUUUCAAUUUGUGUGGCUCAGUGCACAGACUCUUUAGCGGCUACUAUGGACGAUCAAGCCCGGAUCAUGCAGUCGAUCGGCGGUGUCAGUCUGGCUGGCCACUCGGUACAAGGAGGCAUGGCACUGCCGCCUCCACAUGGACACGAUGGGACAGACGGAGACGGAAGAAAACAAGACAUUGGUGACAUUCUCCAUCAAAUAAUGACCAUAACUGAUCAAAGUCUGGACGAGGCGCAAGCAAAAAACAGGAAACAUGGACUGAACUGUCACAGAAUGAAACCAGCACUCUUCAGCGUUCUCUGUGAAAUCAAAGAAAAGACAGGUCUCAGCAUCCGUGGUGCGCAGGAGGAGGACCCCCCAGACCCCCAGCUCAUGCGUUUAGACAAUAUGCUGCUGGCAGAAGGCGUGGCGGGACCAGAGAAAGGCGGCGGAUCUGCCGCCGCCGCAGCCGCAGCCGCAGCCUCUGGCGGGGCGGCCGACAACUCCAUCGAACAUUCUGACUACAGAGCCAAACUCACCCAGAUCAGACAGAUCUACCAUACGGAGCUGGAGAAAUACGAACAGGCAUGUAACGAAUUCACCACCCAUGUGAUGAACCUGCUGCGGGAACAGUCUCGCACGCGGCCCAUUUCUCCCAAAGAGAUUGAGCGCAUGGUGGGAAUCAUCCACCGUAAAUUCAGCUCCAUCCAGAUGCAACUGAAACAGAGCACCUGUGAGGCUGUCAUGAUCCUGCGCUCCAGAUUCCUUGAUGCCAGGCGGAAAAGGAGAAACUUCAGCAAGCAGGCGACGGAAAUCUUGAACGAAUAUUUCUACUCGCACCUCAGCAACCCGUAUCCGAGCGAGGAGGCUAAGGAGGAGCUGGCCAAGAAGUGCAGCAUCACAGUUUCCCAGGGGGUGGGAAGCACCAUCACAGUAUCACAGGUAUCCAACUGGUUUGGCAACAAAAGGAUCCGGUACAAGAAAAAUAUCGGCAAGUUUCAGGAAGAAGCCAACCUGUAUGCCGCCAAGACUGCUGUAAAUGCAGCACACGCUGCAGCCGCUGCAGUGCAGAACAGCCAGGCCAACUCCCCUACCACACCUAACUCCGGAUUCCAGAUGAAAGAUGAGGAGUUUCAGCUGGAUUCUGCAGAGAGCAAAAACACUCUUUUAACCAACAUGUUUACUGGUUCUUCAGGUUCUUUUAACCUCCCAAACUCUGGGGACAUGUUCUUGAGCAUGCAGAGUCUGAAUGGGGAUUCUUACCAAGGGGCACAAGUCGGAGCCAAUGUACAGUCACAGGUGGAUACCCUGCGCCAUGUUAUCAGUCAGACGGCAGGAUACAAUGAUGCUAUUGGGGGGAACACGAUGUAUAGUCCACACGGCUUAAAUGCUAAUGGGGGAUGGCAAGAUGCAGCGACUCCGUCUUCUGUGAUAUCUCCGACAGAAGGACCCGGAAGUGUGCACUCCGAUACCUCGAAUUGAUCCGCUGUUAAUGCAUCUUCUCCUCAAAGCUGGGCAUGGGACUAUUUUCGCUGGCUGACCAACUGCAGAGGAUACACACACAUAAAAAAAACACUUUUCACAACAGAUUGUUUUUUUUCCCCUGUACUUUAACAUUUCCCCCCCAUGCACCAAGCCAAACACACCCUCCUACAUUAACACCCGGUGUUCUCCUGGUCGUUCGGUGUUUUUCUUUCUGUCUCCAUAAAUCCGACGUGAUCUCCAUGCUCUUAUUUGUAUGUCGUAGGGGUAAGCACACACAAACAGAAAACAAACUUUCAGGAUAAUUAGCUCCUCCAAACUUAAAAUACCGGAUGACACUUGCGCAUUUAAUGUGACAUUUUAAACGCCUAUUUGUUUGAUUCUUGAUUUAAUUACCACUUGCCAUUUUGAUAAUUGGGUUCUCUUUCAGUUCUUACAAUACAUAGAUUAAAGCAGCUGUUUCUUUGACUGUAAUGUGCUUGCAAUCUUGUCCAGCAACUCAACAAUGCUACUGUUGACAGCUCAAUGGCAGCUUUGUAGUUACUUUCAAGAUUUAUUUUGCCUUACAGCCGUAUACAUUAGUACAAGGAAAUGGCUUCAAACUCUGGAACAUAAAGAAGUGUAAUUGAUUGCUUGACUAUAACAUGACACCAUUCCAUAUUUUAUAAUUUGAUGUUUAGUAUGUAAAUAUGUAAACAUUUUCUUUUUUUUUUGUACUGCUUAUCAACAAAUAAUACACAGUAUAUCAUUCCUUCAUGGCGCACAGGAGCAGGCCCCGUUACACAGGAAAAGUUGUACAUAAUAUAGCUUAAGAGUAAUUAUACAUCCCACCAAUCAAAACACAGCUUUAUUACCUCAUUCAAAUUCAUAAAAAGAACAAUAAUUUCCAAUUUGUCUGUAGCUUAGAGUGCUCACUUACUACCUCUAAACAAUAUCACCACCAUAGUUUCUUUUGCCCUUAUUUAAUGUUUUCCUCUAGUUACUUUAAAGACAUCUUGUAACACUGUAAACUCUUCAUCCUCUAUGUAAUCUAAUGUAUAUUUUAAUCUUUUAAUAAAAUGCCGUUGCUGUACCGCAACUUAAAAUGACAAAAAUAAAAAAAUGAAAAUGAUAACAAUAUUAAUACCGUGAAAAAGAGAUGGGG
Messenger RNA from Perca fluviatilis (European perch), 3846 nucleotides. It is a transcript of the gene pbx3b, whose product is annotated as pre-B-cell leukemia homeobox 3b. Gene Ontology annotation, cellular component: nucleus. Gene Ontology annotation, biological process: animal organ morphogenesis; brain development; embryonic organ development. The record is from RefSeq and is a predicted model, not a curated record. The transcript has 11 exons. Gene Ontology annotation, molecular function: DNA-binding transcription factor activity, RNA polymerase II-specific; RNA polymerase II cis-regulatory region sequence-specific DNA binding. Lineage: Eukaryota; Metazoa; Chordata; Actinopteri; Perciformes; Percidae. Bases 1236 to 2702 code for a protein of 488 amino acids.